Molecule: messenger RNA, 4581 nt
Organism: Gekko japonicus
Lineage: Eukaryota; Metazoa; Chordata; Lepidosauria; Squamata; Gekkonidae
Gene: USP28
Product: ubiquitin specific peptidase 28
Biological process (GO): protein deubiquitination; regulation of protein stability; DNA damage checkpoint signaling
Cellular component (GO): nucleus; cytosol
Molecular function (GO): cysteine-type endopeptidase activity; cysteine-type deubiquitinase activity; protein binding
Source: RefSeq, a predicted model, not a curated record
GCAUGCUUGUGAACCAGCUGAGAGAAAUCACAGGGAUUCAGGAUCCUUUAGUUCUCCAUGAAACCCUGAAGGCUGCGGAUGGGGACUUGAUGGAGGCCGUCGAGAUUCUCACUGAGGGCCAGCCGAAAGAGUCAGUCCAAGAACCCUCCGACUGUGCUACAGAACCAUCCGACUGUGAAGGGAGUGUUGUUGGCAGACAGCAGACAACGAGUACAAUUGAUUCAGUACCCCAUAACCAGGCUGAUCUGCAGAAGUGCAGGCCAUCGAGAACCCAGAAGUUUCCAGAUAUUUCCACCUUCCUAGAGGAUCUAAAUGCAACAGUGAAUGGAGUUAAUGAGUCAGGUGUGGCAGAAAGUAAAAAUCGUCCCAAAAGAAAACGGUGUGAAGUCUGGGGGGAGAGCCUCAGCCAGAAUGGGUGGAGGAGAACAGGCGACUGGCCCGUGGGAAUGAAGAACAUCGGAAACACUUGCUGGUUCAGUGCAGUCAUACAGUCUCUUUUCCACUUGCCAGAAUUCCGACAUCUGGUCCUCGGCUACUCCCUUCCAGACAGCGUCCUUGAAAAAUGUCAAAGCCGCAGUAAGAAGAGGAACAUCGCAUUCAUGCAGGAGCUUCAGUUUCUCUUUGCCUUAAUGCUAGGAGCAGUCCGUAAAUUUGUAGACCCAACGGCCGCGCUGGAACUUCUAAGGGGUGCAUUCAGAUCUCCUGAUGAGCAGCAGCAAGAUGUGAGCGAGUUCACACACAAACUCCUGGACUGGCUGGAGGAUGCUUUCCAGUUGGCCGUGAACGUCAAUAGCCCUCAGGACAAGUCCGAAAACCCAAUGGUUCAACUUUUUUAUGGGACUUUUUUAACGGAGGGGAUUCAUGAAGGCAAGACCUUUUCCAAAAUCGAGACCUUUGGCCAGUAUCCCCUGCAGGUAAACGGUUAUAAGAACUUGAACGAGUGUUUGGAAGGAGCCAUGGUAGAGGGGGAGACCGAAGCGCCACCUUCUGAUCGAUCAGUGAAAUAUGGGCAAGAGCGCUGGUUCACAAAGCUCCCUCCGGUGCUGACCUUUGAGCUUUCCCGGUUUGAGUUCAAUCAGUCACUUGGACAGCCGGAGAAGAUUCACAGCAAGUUAGAGUUCUCACAAGUAAUUUAUAUGGACAGGUUCCUGUAUAGCAACAAAGAACUUAUUCAAGCCAGAAGGGAAGAAAUCAGGAAACUGAAGGGUCAGAUAGCACUUCUGCAGCAGAAACUGGAAAGAUACAUGAAAUACGGAUCUGGCGAAGACCGCUUCCCCUUGCGGGACAUGCUGCUAUAUGUUCUUGAAUUUGCAAGUACAAAGCCAACACCAGCAGAACUCCAGGUCAAAGGCCACACUCCCAUGCAUAGCAGGGGGGUAGUGACGCAAACAACCGAGAAUGGAGAAGAUGCUGUAGACGUCUCUUACCCAGAACUAGUGGAUAGACCUUUCCAGUUCCCCUGGGACCCUGUGGAGAUUCCAGAGCACCCAGCUCCCCGCGUGGUCACGGAGGAUGAGAUCAGUCUUGUUAUGACCUGCCUGCAGCGGUGGAGGAAGGAGGUUGAGCAAGACAUACAAGGCCUGCGGAACUCCAUUGCCCUGCUCGCGGAGACCAUUGAGCUGAUGUACGCCGAUCCAUUCCUCGAUCAGGUCCCUUAUCAUUUGCACGCCGUCCUCGUCCACGAAGGCCAGGCCAACGCUGGCCACUACUGGGCCUACGUCUACAACCCGCCCCGGAAGAGCUGGCUGAAGUACAACGACAUCUCUGUGACAGAGGCCUCCUGGGAAGAGCUGGAGAGGGACUCGUUUGGAGGCCUGAAGAACGCCAGCGCCUACUGCCUGAUGUACAUCAAUGGACCGCUCUUCCGCUCUGCCGCAGCAGAAGAGGACGACAGCGGGCACUUCCAGAGGGAAGUGGAAGUUCUGAGUGCAGAACUGCAGCGCUACAUUCAAGAGAACAACUGGCGGGUCGAGCAGGAGAUGGCGGAAUGGGAGGAGGAGCAGUCCUGCAAGAUGGCGCAGAUAGAGGAGUCGGAGUCCUCCGUCGAUUCUCAGUAUCUCUCUACAGACUCUGGGCAGGAAGCACCCUCACCCUCUGAACAGGAGGCGCGCGCUCUCUCUUCCGAGCACGCCAUGAUCUCCAAGGACCAGACGGCUCGAGCCAUCGCCAACACAGCCGACGCCUAUGAGAAGAACGGCGUGGAGGCAGCUCUCGUGAAGUCCAAGGGGGCGGAGCCAGCAAAGGGAUUCCUGGAAGAAGCCGGCCUCACCGCUCUGGCCGAGGGGCAGCGGGAGACCGUGGGGGUGGCCCCUGCUGCUCCUGCCCCUCCCGCCCCGCCCAGCUCUCAGGUCUCUGAAGUGGAGAUCCCCAGUGUGGGCAGGAUUCUCGUGAGGUCGGACGCGGACGGUUAUAACGAGGAGGUGAUGCUUAGUCCCGCCAUGCAGGGUGUGAUCCUGGCCAUAGCUAAAGCCCGCCAGACCUUUGACCGGGACGGGUCUGAAGCAGGGCUAGUUAAGGCCUUCCAUGAGGAAUACUCCCGGCUGUAUCAGCUCUCCAGAGAGACCCCCACCCCUCAGAAUGAUCCCCGGCUUCAGCACGUUCUAGUUUACCUUCUGCAGAACGAUGCUCCUCAGCGGGUGGUGGAGCGGACUCUUCUGGAGCAGUUCGCAGACAAAAACCUCAGCUUCGACGAAAGAUCGAUCAGCAUCAUGAAAGUGGCACGAGCCAAGCUGAAGGACAUUGGUCCCAACGACAUCGACAUGGACGAAUUCCGGAAAUGGCACGAAGACUACAGUUUGUAUCGCAAGGUGUCUGUAUACCUGCUGACGGGUUUGGAGCUGUACCAGAAUGAAAAGUACUGUGAGGCCCUGACCUACCUAGUCUAUGCUUAUCAGAGCAACAUGCCCCUGCUGAGACCCAACAGAGGUGUGGAUGAAGCUUUGAUUGCUCUCUACAGAAGGAAGUGCCUCCUGAAGUUGAACGAUGCUGCGGCGACACUUUUUGAAAGCCAUAGCGAAGUGCGUGUGGCCGAAGGCAUAAACCACUUGAAUGAGUUGAUCAUACCCUGCAUGCACCUCAUCGUCAGCAGCGACAUCUCCAAAGCUGACCUGGAUGCCAUUGAGGUCAUGAGGAGUCGUUGGUGUUCUUACCUGGGGAAAGACAUGGAUGAGGACUUGCAGUUGAAGUUGGGCGAACUGCUGCCCCGUCUGCUGGACUGCUCCGCAGAGGGAGUCGUGUUGAAAGAGCCCCCCAAGAUCCGCCCCAACUCGCCCUACGACCUCUGCAGCCGAUUUGCAGCCGUGAUGGAGUCGAUCCACCGGGCCUCCACUGUGAGGGUCAGCUAAAUUUGCAGACUUGACUGUACGGAGCGCCGGAGGCACGUGAAGUUCAGCUACGGCCCAUCUUCAAGGUUAUGCAGGGAGGGAAGAGCCGACACCGAUCUGGGCAACUCACAUCUGAAUGGAACUGAUAAUACGCCCAGAAAGGGGCUGAAAAGACCAGGGUGCUUUUUCCUUUAAAUAUGCACCAAGUGAGGGCAUGCACUGAUGUUCCACAGCACGUGUUUGCCUAGAACAGUGUUUGCCUUUUUUUAUUCUUACAAGAACACACAGGUGCUGUGCAAAUUUUAAAUGAAAUACUGUUCAGAUUUUAUUUCAUUUCAUUUGUGCACAAUGCACAUCAUCAGUAAAAUACUUACUCCCCUGUAAGCAUUCCACACACAAUCCACCACAUUUCAGUGAACCUGGCACAUGCACCGGUUGGUUUCGCAUGCACCGUUCACACAUUAACCCGGUGCCUGACUGGAGCACUUGACAGGUGGCGUGCAAACACUGCCUGCAGGUGAGCCGGUGCAUGUGGCGUGCGCAUUGUCAGGGAGAUGGGGUGCAUGUGGAAUGUGGGUAAGAGUUCUACUCACGACUUGCCUUGCAUACAUGUUGAUGCUCAGUGACGCCAGAACAGGACUUGGGUCUGCAAAAGUCAUGGGGGGGGGGGAUGUUCGCUAACAUCUCUCUUUUUAAGAGGGAGUUCAAACGCUGUCAGCUUUAGCUGGAAGCACAGCCUGUGUUUCGUGUGACAGAACUUAAGCGGCACAGGGAUGGAACCAGCUGCCUGUGUGGUGAGUGAUGCAGGCGUUCAGGCAAGCCAGUGUGUGUCUCAAGACUCUCAACCAGGUGCAGCCAGCCAAACACGGUGGUUGGUUGCUGUUGCCCCAGGGGAAUCAGCGACGGAGCCAAGAUUGUGCACUGGCAAAAGCAUUGAAGUCAUUCCAGUGCAGAGGGCUGAGGUGGGAAGCCACCGCUCAAAAGAAAAUGGUCUUUUCCCCUGACAUCCCACAAUAUUUCCAUCAGUGCCAGUCACAGCAUUUAAUGACCAGGGUAGAAUCUGAGGCGCAUGGUAUGUUGAAGUCCAAGAUUAACCCCCCCCCCCUUUUUUAACAAUAUGCACAUUCUGAAGAAAAGCAUCUGCCAGUCUGUUUUUAAAUGGCCUUCGUUUUAUUGGAAUACUGACAAAUCAGGUUGUAAAUGGAAGCCUUUGUAUUUGACAAGCCUUUUCAGUAAAUAAAAUGCAAUAAAUAUUUUG